CCGCUCUCAGAAGGGCAGGAGUGGAGCCAUCACUAGUGCAAGAGGUGUUCUUUGGCAAUGUCCUCAGCGCAAAUUUGGGGCAAGCUCCGGCAAGGCAGGCUGCUCUUGGUGCAGGAAUACCAAAUUCUGGGAUUUGCACAACUAUUAACAAAGUUUGUUCAUCUGCGAUGAAAGCCAUAAUGAUUGCAUCACAGAGCAUUGAGCUUGGUACCAAUGAUAUAGUUGUGGCUGGUGGAAUGGAGAGUAUGUCUAAUACGCCUAAGUACCUAACAGAUGUAAG
Molecule: messenger RNA, 280 nt
Organism: Morus notabilis
Lineage: Eukaryota; Viridiplantae; Streptophyta; Magnoliopsida; Rosales; Moraceae
Product: acetyl-CoA acetyltransferase, cytosolic 1-like
Exons: 2
Biological process (GO): fatty acid beta-oxidation
Molecular function (GO): acetyl-CoA C-acetyltransferase activity
Source: RefSeq, a predicted model, not a curated record